CAGGUUAAAAGUUUGGAAGUCAGUUGUUAAGUUCAACCUCCUUUCCAUCAACAUAUCCAACAUUAGAAUCCAACUUUGCUUCGAAGAAGACAAUCAAGUAACAAGAUCCUAUAUAUUAGAUCCUAUAUACCCUUAAACAUAAACAGAAAGACCUUUGCACUUUGUUAUUCUAUUGAAAAAUUACGAAUAUACAGAAAUUCGUCCAUUCCAUUAUCAGAUUGAAAGAAUUUGCCGCCUUCUUUAAGCAAACGUUCCCAAUUGCAUCACAUACACACGAGAAAAUAAAGUAAGAGAGAAAGAGAGACAUGGCUUAUGCUGCUGUUACUUCCCUAAUGAACACCAUGCAGCAAUCAAUGCAAGUGACUGGAUGUAAUUUGCAAUCGUUCUAUAAAAAGCUUGAAACCGUGAGAGCAAUUAUGGAGACACCCUGCUAUAUAGCAGGCGAUCUUGAGGCAUUGACAAGCUUGGAAGAUGAAAUCACUCAGCUAGCAUACACAACACAAGAUAUGGUUGACUCGGAGUCAAGAAGAGUUUUCACAGCAAAAAAUGCAGCUACACAAACAACAGAGUUUUGGGACCAUCAUUCCCUCUUGAAACAAGCAAUAAGAGACAUUGAUUCCAUGAGGAACAAGUGGAUGAAAAUGCAGAACAGGUAUGACAACAUUCAAGAUUGGAAAGCACAAAAUUUGACCAUCACCAGUACAUCUCAACAUACCUUAGAGCGUGAGAAUAUGAUGGUUGGACGUGAAAUUGAAUUCGAGAUGGUGCAGGAUCAACUUGCUAGAGGGGCAAGUGAAGUAGAAGUUGUCUCCAUUGUAGGGAUGGGGGGCAUUGGCAAGACAACUUUGGCUAACAAACUUUUCUGUGAUCCAUUCAUUGUGUCUCGCUUUGACAUUCGUGCAAAAGUUACUAUUACGCAAGAGUAUUGCACGAGAAAUGUACUCCUAGACCUUCUAUUUUCUAUAAGUGGAAGUGGAAGGACUGGUGGAUUGUGUGAGCAGCAAGAUGAUGGGCAACUAGCAGAUCAACUACAAAAGCUUCUAAAAGGUAGGAGGUACUUGAUAGUCAUUGAUGACAUAUGGGCUAAAGAAGCGUGGGAUGAUAUAAAACUGUGUUUCCCAGACUGUAACUGUAGAAGCCGAAUACUCAUGACUACUCGGAAUAUGGAGGUGGCAGAGUAUGCUAGCUCGGGUAAGCUUCCUUAUCAAUUGCUGUUCUUGAGUUCUGUUGAAAGCUGGAAUUUAUUGUACGAAAAGGUCUUUGUGAAGGAGUGUUUUUCCCCUGAAUUUGAAAAUAUUGGGAAACAAAUUGCAUUAAAUUGCAAGGGAUUGCCUCUUACAAUUGUUGUGAUCUCUGGACUUCUCCAAAAAAUUGGUAAAUCAUUGGAUAAAUGGAAAAGUGUUGCCGAGAAUGUAGGUUCAGUGGUAAGCACGGAUCUUGAUGUCCAAUGCAUGAAAGUGUUGGCUUUGAGUUACCAUCACUUGCCACAGCACCUACGAGCAUGCUUUCUAUAUUUUGCAAUCUUCCCGGUGGAUAAAUUGAUUUUUGUGAAUAAGCUUGUGAGAUUAUGGGCAGCAGAGGGUUUCUUGAAGGUAGACGAGAUGAAAAACAUGGAAGAAGUGGGGAAAGAAUGUCUAAAAGACCUUACUGAUAGAAAUUUAAUUUUCAUCCACCGUGUAAGUCGUUUAGAUGGAAAAAUAAAAGCUUGUGGAAUGCAUGAUAUGAUUCGUGAACUCUGCUUGAGAGAAGCUCGAAACACAAAUUUUGUGAAUGUUAUAAUGGACAAUCAAAAUCCCAGUGAACUAGCCAGACAUUUUUCAACAAAGCUUCGAGGUCGGAUCAGUAUCCAAUCAGAGCAAUCCACUUUUGUUCCCGAUCAGUUGUACGCAGUUCGUAAUAGUAAGCCCUGUUCUCUUCUCCUUUUUAUUCGAAAACCGUCAACCUCAAGAAUAAUGCAAGAGCUAGAGCAUUUCAACUUACUGAGAGUAGUUGAACUUGCUUCACCAAUGUUGGAUGCUUUUCCCAUUUGUAUUGUUGGUUUAUUUCACUUGCGAUACCUAGCUUUGACUUUUUACUCUUCCAUUAAUCACCGGGAUAUUUACAUUGCUCCAUCAGUGGAUAACCUUCAGUAUUUGCAGACUUUUAUACUUAAGUUUCAAAAAAAUUUCUUCAUACGCCCGAAAUUUUCUUUUGUAUUACCAUUGGAAAUUUUCAAGAUGUCAGCAUUGAGGCACCUCUCCUUGGACAGGAGUAAGUUGAAUCGUUAUGCGUCUAGAGAGACAAGUUGGGAUUUGGGAAAUUUGCAGUGUUUGUCUGGGUGGAAUCCUUUAUAUUGUACUUCAUCUAUCUUUAGACUAUUUCCAAACUUAAAGAAGUUGAAGAUAUGUGAUCACAAAGAAUACUACAUGGACGGUUAUGAUGUCGUGAAGGGCCUCCAUGAUCUUUGCUACUUAGAUCAACUCGAAGAAUUGAAAUAUAAGAUGAGAAAAUCGAUCAAGGGAACAACUUUAGCUACAAAUUAUUUGUCGAGACAUUCUCAGCUUCCUCCUCCAGGUGCUUUCCCGCAGAACCUUAAGAAGUUAGCUUUUACCAGCACUUCUUUGCCUUGGGAGGAUUUGAGGAUUGUUGGUAAGUUGCCCAAACUCGAGGCCCUUAAACUAGCAUAUGAUGCUUGCGUAGGCAGAGAGUGGAAAGUAGUCGAAGAAGGGUUUCCUCAGUUGAAGUUCUUACUACUGCAACACUUAGGCUUAAAUUACUGGAGAGCUAGUAGUGAUCAUUUUCCACGCCUUGAACGACUAGUCAUUGACCGGUGUGGGUACUUGGAUUCAAUCCCGCACGAUUUUGCAGAAAUAACCACACUUCAGCUAAUUGAUAUAAGCAACUGUGCAGAAUCUGUUGGAAACUCUGCCAAGAAGAUCCUUGAGGAAAUUGAAGACAACUAUGGAAGUACUGUUGAGGUCUGUAUCAGCUAGUCCUUUCAAUUAAGCCUUUCUGUUCACUUAAUUUACUUGUACUUCAAUCCCUUUCAAUUUAACCAUGCAAAGGGAGAGGUAAGGUCUACGUACAUUUUACCCUCCAAGGCCCCCAUAUAUGGGAUUAUAUUGGAUAUGCUGUGGUUGUUGUUAUGGUUGAAUUUAAAAAAUAGUAUUCGUUUUG
Capsicum annuum is the source of this 3156-nucleotide messenger RNA. RefSeq names its product putative late blight resistance protein homolog R1B-16. Lineage: Eukaryota; Viridiplantae; Streptophyta; Magnoliopsida; Solanales; Solanaceae. Gene Ontology annotation, molecular function: ADP binding. The record is from RefSeq and is a predicted model, not a curated record. The transcript has a single exon. Gene Ontology annotation, biological process: defense response to other organism. The coding region runs from base 306 to 2972 and encodes 888 amino acids.